This is a messenger RNA of Haliotis rufescens (red abalone), 637 nucleotides long. RefSeq lists its product as uncharacterized. Lineage: Eukaryota; Metazoa; Mollusca; Gastropoda; Lepetellida; Haliotidae. The transcript is spliced from 3 exons. The record is from RefSeq and is a predicted model, not a curated record. Bases 217 to 612 code for a protein of 131 amino acids.
AGUAUCAACACAGAAUAUAACGUUUCAUGUAUCGUAUCGUCGCAUGAUAACUAACGGUGCACCAUGUAUUCAAGGUAUAACAGAUUUCCCAGUCGUGAUCAAUCUUGUCAUUCCGGUAAAGGAUAUCAUUUGUGACAAUUAUUCCAGCACAAGAAGGUUACGGAAAGGGGCAGUUUACGGAAAGCAGCAAGAAGCGGCGAUCGCUGAUGGAUCUCCAUGGAGACCAUUGCCACUUCCGUUAUUCACAAACGACGCCAUUUUGGUUGUUGCUGCUGCACUUUGUUUCCACGUCUGUGUUUACAUUUUGCUCUUUAUCCCGCACGUAUCGCACGUUCUUCACGAUGUAUGCCACUGUUGCUUUGGUUUAUCAUCAAGCUCAGGAUGAUCUUCACAGGUUUAGGAACUACCAGGCCCCCGUCUCCCAAAAGACUCUUCCUGUCCCUGAUCCUUUCAGAUAUAUCAAACGUUGGAGGGAUACAGACAAGUACCGGAUUCCAGAGCCACGAUGUGACAGACAAUGACGAGCGACUGAUGUUUCCAGUACAGUUGACAGCCGGUAUCAUGUCCGGCGAUCUCGGGACACUGUACAAGAUUUUUCAGUUCAGUGAUUAAUUAAUAAACUCGUUAUUGAACCUUA